Molecule: messenger RNA, 1440 nt
Organism: Prunus armeniaca (apricot)
Lineage: Eukaryota; Viridiplantae; Streptophyta; Magnoliopsida; Rosales; Rosaceae
Source: the annotation of a GenBank genome assembly
AUGAAAUUAAAGGUGCGUCCUGGACACCUGUGUCUAGGAAAGUUCUUUAAGGAAGCACCUUCGGUGUUUAAGAAGGACUGGGUUUUAAGUGAUCACCAUAUUGAAACGGCUUUGUUAGACUUAGGGGCAAGUGUGAAUUUAUUGCCAUACUCAAUGUAUAUGCAAUUAGGCUUAGGAGAGAUCAAACCAACUCGAUCAGAUUUCAUUGUCCUUGAUACACAACCUGUACCUUCAGGUCAAAAACAAAUUCCAGUCAUCUUAGGCCAUCCAUUCCUUGCCACAUGCAAUGCAAAUAUUAAUUGUAGGAAUGGACUAAUGAAUAUCUCAUUUGGCAACAUGACUGUUGAGUUUAAUAUUUUCAACAUAAGCAAGCAACCAUCAGAUGAUGAAGAGAUUUGUGAGAUCAGCUUGAUUGAUACUAUGGUGGAAGAUUCUUUUCAUUACUCUAGCAUUAAGGACCCAUUAGAGGCAUGCUUAGCUCACUUUGGGGCUAACUUUGACUUCGGAAAAUCUUUUGAUGAAGUCAAUGCAUUGUUAGAUUAUGUUCCCUAUAUUGAAACGCCCACUUGGAAACUUAAGGUUGAACCUCUUCCUCUUUCCACGUCACCUCCACUUCCUUCCAUGAUAGAGCCCCCUAAGCUGCACUUAAAGCCAUUACCUGAUACUCUCAAAUAUGUGUUCCUAGAGUCUUCUAAAACCUUGCCUGUAAUCAUAGCUUCGGACCUUAAUAACAAACAGGAAGGUAAAUUUGUCAAAAUGCUUAAAGAACAUAAGGAAGCCAUAGGGUGGUCUAUAGCUGACAUUAAGGGUAUUGCUCCUUCUAUUGUCAUGCAUAGGAUUCAUAUGGAGGACAAUGCCAAGAAUUCCCAAGAACCACAAAGGUGGUUAAAUCCUUCCAUGAAGGAUGUUGUUAGAGAUGAAAUAUUAAAGCUUUUAGAUGUUGGGGUGAUAUACCCAAUGUCUGACAGUAAAUGGGUGAGUCCUGUGCAAGUAGUGCCAAAAAAGUAUGGCAUCACAGUUGUCAAAAAUGAGAAAAAUGAGCUCAUUCCUACACGAGUCCGAACUGGAUGGCGUGUAUGCAUCGACUGUCAAAAGUUGAAUUCUGUCACGAGGAAAGAUCAUUUUCCUCUACCUUUCAUUGACCAGAUGUUGGAGAGGUUAGCUGGUCAUGCAUAUUACUGUUUCUUGGAUGGUUAUUCUAGUUAUAACCAAAUUCCUAUUGCACCUGAGGAUCAAGAAAAAACCACAUUCACAUGUCCUUUUGGAACAUUUGCCUACCGACGCAUGCCCUUUGGGUUGUGCAAUACACCUGCUACAUUUCAGCGGUGUAUGGUCUCUAUAUUCUCUAAUAUGGUAGAACGAUUCUUAGAGGUUUUCAUGGACGAUUUUUCAGUAUAUGGAUCAUCGUUUGAUGAAUGUUUGCACCACCUUUCGUUGUAA